Molecule: messenger RNA, 1071 nt
Organism: Suillus bovinus
Lineage: Eukaryota; Fungi; Basidiomycota; Agaricomycetes; Boletales; Suillaceae
Exons: 4
Coding region: 1-1071 (356 amino acids)
Source: RefSeq, a predicted model, not a curated record
AUGGCUGAGAUUCGACUAAGAUUAACUGAAGCAGAGAAUGUCGAAACAGGAAGAUUAGGAACAGUAUCUUGGAUCAUUCAAGGCAUCAAUCUUGAGGAUGCUCAGGAUGGGUUACGAUCAGAGUUUCGUCGACUCCCAUCUGAUGCCACUGCUGCUCAGAAGGCUACCCUUGAAGAGAAACAACAGAAACUAUCAGCUCAUAUAACUGCAUUCCAUGAAACUGCUGAUGCUAUGACAGAGGGAAUAGAGCUGGAAGCAGGUACGGUGCACAAAGAUGAUGCUAGGUUUUGCUGGGCAGAAGAUGAAGAGCAUGACUGGGAGGCUCAUAUUGCUGACCUUGAAGAUGAUUCCGAAUUGGUGGAUGAUGAAAUUUCAGCAGAAGAUAUGGGUCUCUGGAUGCCAUCAUCAGUGCCUCAUAAUCAAGUCACUUCGGCUCAUUUAUUAGUCCUUCAAGCAGAGGAAUUGGAGCUGAGACGAGGUCAAGCCAAUGAUUGCCUUGAAAAAAUUUGGUUGGCUCUUGGUGAUAAGGCUGUCAUCUACCGUCAAUACUUUAGAAGCGCUGAUUCUGUGUGGACUGGGACAAGAUCCAAGCAAGAAGCUCAAUGUUGUCGUAUCAAAAUCGACAAGAAUGUCCGAAGUUAUCAAAGGGCAAGAUCAGCUAUGGAGAGACUUGGCAUGGAUCGAGAAUCUCUAGAAACUGUUUAUCAAGAAAUACUAGCUGAACAGCUAAGUAUUGACAAGGAGGGUUCAGACAAUCUUGUAUGGUUUUGGAGGGUUAACAAUGGAAAGCAGGAUCAAACAGACACUUGGAUGGAUGAAUUCUACAGAGUGAACUGGUUGAAGGCAAAGGCAAGAUGGAACAGGUGGGAGGAGGAGUCAAGUCUGGUUCAACACGAAAUGGGGUGGACAGUCAGUUGGUUCAAAUACCAAGAGGAAAAAUGGCAACUACGAUGGCACCAAGCUACAAAACCUGGUCACCAACCAUAUGCCCAUAAACAGGUGCUGGUGUGGAAAGCCUUCGCAGCAGAAGCUGAGGAAAAAUUCAAGGACAAGCUACUAAUCAUGAUUUGA